AUCGUCCGCCAUUUUACGGUCGCCAUUGAGAAGUGAAAACCCUACUUAAAUGUUCUCGAAUGAUAGCGGUCUCGCCGUGUGAUUUUUGGGCCUGAGAGCCGUGUCGCGUCGCGAAGUGUUGCUAAUGAGUGUAAGGCGUGCGAUGGAGAAGCCAUGACGCAUCCGUCGCAUCAAACGAACGGCGCCAGCCUGGAGGACUGCCACACGAAUUUCUUCGCACUGACGGACCUCUGCGGUAUAAAAUGGAGGAAGCUUGUGUGGGGCGAAGUGGCCGGCGGUUUCGGGGGUACCCCACUCGAAGAUCCGGUACUGUCGAGCUUCUCGCGUUGCCUUGCGGGUGACAUUCUCUGCGUGUGGCGGCGGGUCGCCGCCACGCCGGCUGCCUCCGCCGGCGGCCCGGCAACCGCCUCUGGACCCGGCCCUGGCAUCUUCGAACUGGGCAUCGCGCCCUCUCCAGCUCCUCCACCACUCUCUCUGACUGCAGCCAAGGAACUCUGGAUCUUCUGGUACGGCGAGGAACCCGAUCUUUCUGGUCUCGUCUCGCCAGAGCUCAUCGCUUGCGAAAGUGAGCAAGGAUCGUGGGAAAGUGGUUUGUCGUACGAAUGCCGGUCUCUUCUCUUUAAAGCUCUUCAUAAUUUGAUCGAACGGUGCUUACUAUCACGUGACUUUGUUCGAUUAGGAAAGUGGUUUGUCCAACCAUAUGAUGGCUUUGAAAAACAUCGUUGUAGCAGCAGUCACUUGUCAUUCUCGUUUGCAUUUUUCGUGCAUGGUGAAAGCACUGUAUGUGCAAGCGUGGAUGUUAGACAACAUCCUGCAGUGCGACAUCUUACUAGGGCAUGUUUGCAGCGCACUCAAACAUCUCAAUCUGGUGUUAAGGUGAUCUUGGCUCCUUAUGGAUUGGCAGGAACUUUAACAGGCCAAGUUGGACGUAUGGAUAGUCAACUUCUCGAAGAAUGGAAACAUUUCUAUCCAAUUAAUAGUAAUAACACGGAAACAGGACUGCCACCACUUGUGGAAGUUCUUGUUGGCGGUGUACGCAUGCGUUAUCCUUCCUGUUAUGUAUUAGUUACGGAUAUGGAUGAUACACCAUCGGGAGCUCCACUGUCACCACCAAAUAGUCCUAUUAGUUGUGAAAAUACUUUUGCAACUGAACAAGAUUUUGGAGCUGCUACAGAAUUACCAGAACGCGUAUGGGCAGAAUGUACUUUAAGCUCACCAGUAUCUGCUUCCAAGACCGAAUCUUCCACAGAACUUGGAACCUGGACAUUUGUUGAACCAAUGCAAAAGGCUUCCUGUACUUGCUCAAAGUAUACCAACCCCGGGGGUUGGAAGGGCCUGGCCUCCUCACAGGUUCAGAGGGAGAGAGUAGAUAAAGGUGGACGGAGGGUCGUACCGUUUCAUCGACGCUCUACCACCCAGUGGGAUGCUUGCCCCUCUGUCCCUGCUAGUGCCCCCAGGUCCGUACUGAGCAGAGUAGAAGCACCAAGUACACCACCAGAAGGACCACCAUCUUAUUCAAGAGGUCCACCUACUGGAGGAGAUUGCCUACCAGUUCCAUCAGUGGGAUCACCAGGCUCGCCAGCACCAUCUCCACUUCCAACCCCACAUUCUGAGCCUGCAUCUGUUCCACCAGCAGAACCAACGAUGCCUACACUCAGCCCACAACCACCACCCAGUCACACAAACACUGCCCCUCCUUUAACUCCAUCACAAGGUCCAAAAUCGGCAUCUUCUGCAUGUAAUAAUCAGGCACAUAGUCCUUUACCUGGGCAAACAUUAAAACGACCAAUCUUAGCCUCUAGAGAAUAUGAAGGUGCUCUUUUAGAAGAUGAACAACCUUUGUCUUGGCUUUAUGAUUAUUCAACACAAGAAGCUUGGCUCAACCAUCCUGUCAAGCGUUUUAAAGGUCCAACAAGUGGUCCAACUAAUGUUCGAAGUAACACUUUGUAUCCACCAAUGAAUUUGCAAGCUUUACAACCUCAAGCACCAAAACUAGAAAUCAAACAGGAACCAAACGUAACAACUAGUGAUUGUAUCGGAAGAAGAUCGGAUCCAUAUGAAUUCGAUGCAAUGGGAGAAGAGAAUAAUACAAAUGUCGAUGGAUUAAGGCGGCAAAGAGAUGAUCCACCUAAACCAGGAUCUUUAUUUACUAGCGAAGGUCUUCAAGCAUCUUAUAAGGAUUUGGAACAGAUUUUUGAUAAUUCUGAUCCUGACACUUCAAGUGACGAGACUAACUUAAAUCAGCUUCAAGUACAAACACCACCUGGUUCUAAUAAAUCGGGUGGUAUGCACGAAGAAACAAGGAUAGACGGUACAAAUAAGCAUAACAAUCGUGGUGUAGGAGUAUUACGACCAGAAGAACUGUCCAAAAUGUUUCCAACACCACCGUCUUUGGAGCAUAAUCCAGUAGCUUCGCCAUGUCAGUUAAACGAUCCGCUUACGGACCAAACCGAUCUCUCCGUUCCGCAACGUCCACUCAGGCAUCUCCCGGAUAUCUAUCCUAAUAUGGGAUCUCCGCAAGAGGAACCAAUCGAUGAUUGGUCAUACGUGUUCAAGCCAGCUCCCAUCUGCAAGAUGGUUGGUUCUUCCAAAUAUGCUCCACUUACAAAUCUACCUAGCCAGUCCCUUCCACCCGUUACACUGCCAUCGCACUGCGUGUACAGACCUUCCUGGCAGUGUAGUUCGACUUCCAUCAAUUCGGAAAAACCUCUUCCACCGUCUAGACCCGGAUCCGUUCAACAACAACCUUGUCCACCAAGUCCAGCGCCAUUAGGCGCUCCAUAUCGUACGACUACUCUUCCGGGUAGGCCACCGCCACCACCAUAUGACCAACCGAGCCCAGCUACUUCCACAACAUCUUCAUAUUUAAAUAAAAAUUUAAACAGUAUCGAGGCAGACACACCGGGGCCAACUCGUGCACCGGAAUCUAAUUCUCUUGUGGUGAACAUACUGUUGGGUGAUACAGCAUUGAAUAUUUUCCGUGAUCAUAACUUCGAUAGUUGCAGUCUAUGUGUAUGUAAUGCAGGUCCGAAAGUUGUUGGUAAUAUAAAAGGUGCCGAUGCAGGUGUUUAUCUAACGAACUCUUGGGGAAAUGGUAGUGCUCUGAUUCAAGAUGACGAUCAAAUUAGGUGCAGCUGUGGUUUUAGUGCUGUGGUAAAUAGGCGACUAGCUCAUAAAGCAGGAUUAUUUUAUGAAGACGAAAUGGAAAUAACGGGAAUUGCUGAGGAUCCAGCGGAAAAAAAGAAAGGAUCGCUUGCUGCACUUGCAUGCGGUGGAGGUAAAUCACCUGAAGGAUUAGAUAUUAUUCCCCCGAAUGUCUUGGAAUUACUUCGAGAGCAAUGCUUGCUAGUACAGAGUUCUGCGAGCAGUCUUUACAGAGCGGCAAGAAUUUACGCUAGCAUGAAAAGUUAUCCAAUGCUCGCACCAACGGUGAAUACUCUAGAAUUUAAUGAUGGCAAUGAGGUAUCACUCGCAGCAUUAGAUCAGGGAAAGAUCGAUAGUACACAUAGUGAAAGAACUAAUCGUGUUAAUGGCAUACAUCGUUGGGUCUUUCUCAGAGCUCGCGGUCCUCAGUGUAGCGGUGAUAUUGUGCGAAUGAUGAGAGCCCUACAGCCGCUCCUGCAAGAUGCCGUACAGAAAAAGUGUACUACUAGAAUGUGGGAAGCACCUUACACUGUUGCUGGACCUCUUACUUGGAGGCAAUUUCAUCGUUUGGCUGGACGUGGAACGGACGAUCGAUGUGAACCACAACCGAUACCUGCACUGGUUGUAGGAUAUGAUAGAGAUUGGUUAUCGUUAUCACCUUAUGCUCUUGGUUAUUGGGAGAAACUUUUGUUAGAACCUUACGCUGGCCCGAGGGAUAUUGCUUAUGUUGUGGUUGCACCAGAUAGCGAUUGUGUAGUCAAUAAAGUCAAGUCAUUUUUCCGUGAGCUUUCAACAACUUACGAAAUCUGUCGAUUAGGGAGACACACUCCCAUUUCAAAGGUAUUACGCGAUGGGAUUCUUCGUGUUGGUAAAUCAGCAGCACAAAAAUUAGCAAAGCAACCGAUUGACGAAUGGUUUAAAUUUCUCGGUGAAAAUCGAAUAGGAGAGUUAUUGCGAUUGUAUGCUCAAGUAUGUAAUCAUCGUCUGGCACCAUAUUUAACACAGGUUAUACAAGAUCGAAGUUUAUUAGAUCCUGGUGAUACUCAAUUACCAAAUAAACAACAGCAGCAACAACAGCAACAACAGCAAACCACUGCUCCUGUUACUGAUACAAUGCCAGCAACGCCUGACGUGAUGACAACAAAGCCAGAAUCUGUUGAAAGUGAAAACCCAAGAAGCGAAACUCCCUCAAAUACAUCAAAUCCAAAUCCAAAUAUCGGCAAUACUACACCGACUUCGCAAAUGUCUACUGGAAAUUCCACAACGACAAUAGGUCCUGACGAAGAGGAAGUUGAACCGCCGGCUGUUGUUGUUUAUUUAGUUGAACCAUUCUCUUUAGGAGGACCUGAAGAUUCUGAUCGGCGACGGCUUGCUAUAUUAGCCCUAUUACGAGCGUAUUCUGCUGCAGUGAAUAGCAUGCCUGAAAAUAUUAGAUCUAACAUAAAUGUUCAGUUAAUAUCACUGGAAAGUAUAAUGGAAUUAGGUCGCGCAAGAGAAAGAAGAAAGAUACAAGAUGAAAUGAGAGCUUUGGCUUUAAAUGUGUUUCUACAAGGACGUCGUUUGCUGAAUCAUAAUUCCACGGUAAAGAGUCUUACUGGUUUUGGUACCGCAGCCGCCGCAGAUCUAUUCCUGAAAAGUAAAGAUUCAUAUAGUAAUACUCUUGCAACUCCACAUCAGGAACGGAACAAAGCACCGUACCGACUGUACGCACCAGCCUAUGUAUUGGCUCCUCUACGAGCAAAAAGCGAAGCGCCGGAAUCAUUUGGAAUUGCUGGACCAGAGGAGUGUGCUGUAUUGUAUUUGAGUUAUUGCCUCAGUGAAGAUCAAUCCUGGUUAUUGGCCGUGGCAACGGACGAUCGAGGAGAGAUCUUUGAAACUGCUACCAUUAAUAUUGAUAUACCUAAUAGAAAACGAAGAAAACGUGCCUCUGCCAGAAGAAUUGGAUUACAAAAACUUAUGGACUUUAUCCUUGGUGUGAUGUCUCAAGGUGUGCAACCGUGGAGAUUAGUUGUAGGUCGUGUUGGACGUAUAGGACAUGGAGAAUUGAAAGGCUGGAGUUGGCUGCUUUCUAGAAAAGCUCUUUUGAAAGCUUCGAAACAUUUGAAAGAAAUAUGUGGACAGUGUAGUCUUUUAUACCCAUCAGCAGCGCCCUGUGUACUCAGCGCAUGUUUAGUAUCUCUAGAACCUGAUUCUACUCUCAGAUUGAUGGCUGAUCAAUUUACACCCGAUGAAAGAUUUAGCCAAGCAUCAGUAAACUGCCAAUUAUCCACACCACAAGAUGUUACAUGUACUCAUAUUCUUGUCUUUCCUACGUCGGCUACUACUCAGUCAUCCCAGACUGCCUUUCAAGAACAACAUAUAAAUGGACCAGAAUUAGGAGAUGAUGAAUUAUUUUCUGCUUUGAAUGAUGAUAUGCCAGAAGCCAUGGAAGGCAUGGGAGAUUUCAAUGAUAUUUUCAAUGUAUGGCCUGAGGCAGGUGCAGGUGGUGGUCAAAGUCCUAGUGGAAGUCCUCAUCGGCCUGAAGGAUCCCCAUUAGGAGGAGACGGUGGGGGUUCUGGAUUAGGCAAUCAUGAUGGACCAGGUAGUCCGUUUCAAUGCAGUAAUACAUCCAGAGUAGCCGUUGCAGAACAAUCAGAAGAAGUUGGUACACUUUUACAACAACCACUUGCUCUUGGUUAUUUAGUUUCUACUGCACCAACAGGACGAAUGCCACCAUGGUUUUGGGCAGCUUGUCCGCAUCUUGAGGGAGUUUGUCCAGUUUUUUUGAAAAAUGCUUUACAUCUUCACAGUCCCUCAAUUCAGCAAAAUAGUGACGACCUCUUACAACAACAAAGUGCACUCACUGCUCAUCCACUUGAUUCACAAUAUACCACCGAUGUACUCAGGUAUGUUCUGGAGGGAUAUAAUGCAUUAUCAUGGCUCGCAAUGGAUGCAAAUACCAAGGAUCGAUUAUCUUGUUUACCGGUGCAUGUACAGGCGCUCAUGCAGCUCUACCACGCAGCGGCAGCUCUCGUCUGACCCUCACCCUCUCCCUUUAUAGUGCAGCAUGUGCACCUCUCUCACGCAUUUCUUAUUAUAAUGUCAUUUGGGGCUUUACGAGAGCAAUUGGUUCCAUAUGGGCAAUUUCUCUCAUGCAUUAGGAAUGUAGAUAUCGUUCGAAUACUGGGAACGGUUUUUCGACCAGUUGUUAAUGAAACCAUAGUACGAAGGAAUGCGGCUUUGUUACAAGGAAUAUUUAAAGAAUGAUAUAGAGUAAUGCAUUAUAAAUAACAGAUCGUAAACAACAGGCCGAAUAAUCCACAGCAUGAUAAGUCCCUUUACAAUUUUCUAUUAUAGCCCACAGAUGAAAUAGAUUUGUAAUUUAUGUUUACAAAUGUGAUAA
This is a messenger RNA of Vespa mandarinia (Asian giant hornet), 6526 nucleotides long. It is a transcript of the gene skd, whose product is annotated as mediator complex subunit skuld. Gene Ontology annotation, cellular component: mediator complex. Gene Ontology annotation, molecular function: transcription coactivator activity. The record is from RefSeq and is a predicted model, not a curated record. Lineage: Eukaryota; Metazoa; Arthropoda; Insecta; Hymenoptera; Vespidae. Gene Ontology annotation, biological process: positive regulation of transcription by RNA polymerase II.